AUGUUCAUAUCCGAUAACUCCUAUCGAUACUUGGUGUUUCAACGCAUCAACCAUAUCUUUACUAUUGCUAGACAGGCUGUAGAAUUUGAUAAGCGAAAAGACUACUCGAAGGCUUUAACGCUGUAUAGUGUGUGUUCAACUUUGAUAACGUCGGAAAUUGAUUCCUGGGAUGCGUGUUGUGGGAAUGACGCGAAGUCAUUCCUUAUUCGCUUGCGUUCUCUGUAUAAUUACCGCAUGGACUCGAUCCACGAGAUGCAGCUAACUUCCUAUUCUUCAGGCUGCAAGUUUGAAGAUGAGUCUGUGGAUUUAAAUUCCUUCUCGAUCACUCCCUCUCCCACAUUCUCCUUCCCUACUCCCGAUCCCCAUUGUCAACCCGACAAGCUCAAAGACCGUCUCAAUCUGAUCCUUCGGAUCGUCAAACACAAGCCGUUCAACACGAACGUGCAUCUUCCGGCCUCCAUCUUCGACUUUGACAACGUGGUCAUUCCCCUGUUCUCCGUCAAACUCAUCGCUUUCGAGCAGCUCCAGUCCAUUUCCUUCAGCCAUUCCACGCCCUCCAUCCUCUGGACGACCGCCUCAAAGAUCUUCCGCGCGCUUCUCUCUCUCAAAUCGGAAGCAGAGUCGAAAAUGAAUUUCGUCUCGCCCAGCAGUCUUUUUACCGCGGUUCGCAACGAAAACGCGCGGCAAUCCAUCGAAGUGUUCCCCGAUGCGCCGAUCACCCGCGAGUGCGAGAUGUGUGGUGAAAUUUACGUGUAG
Blastocystis hominis is the source of this 756-nucleotide messenger RNA. RefSeq lists its product as hypothetical. NCBI's taxonomy places the organism in Eukaryota, Bigyra, Opalinata, Blastocystidae. The coding region runs from base 1 to 756 and encodes 251 amino acids. The record is from RefSeq and is a predicted model, not a curated record. The transcript has 6 exons.